Messenger RNA from Trichoplusia ni (cabbage looper), 4206 nucleotides. Its product is annotated as transmembrane protease serine 12. Gene Ontology annotation, molecular function: serine-type endopeptidase activity. Bases 1741 to 3195 code for a protein of 484 amino acids. The record is from RefSeq and is a predicted model, not a curated record. Gene Ontology annotation, biological process: proteolysis. Lineage: Eukaryota; Metazoa; Arthropoda; Insecta; Lepidoptera; Noctuidae. The transcript is spliced from 12 exons.
GUUGUCAAAGAAAAAGUACGAGAAUUAUCGUUUCACCUACAUCUAGUGGAAGCUGUUUAAAUAUUUGUGUUCGCGGUCACCGCCCGCUGUUAUCACUACCCGUAUUGAAAAGAUCUUUUAGUACUUCAUAUGGUACAUUUUAUUUCAAUUAGCUAAAGAUAGUAUUUUUGACACUUAAUCGCCAUAAAAUUGUGUUUUCCGAAAAAAAAACUUGUUAAGGGCGAGUUGAAGUUACGACUGUUUGACUAUAUUUUUUUGUUUUUGUUGUAGCUGCAAUGGAAAUAAAUUUUAUGUGAAAAUUUCAAUUGUCCUUCUUAAAACGGUUCAUUACAGCCUCGUGACAGCCAGACGGACAGUUUAAGAAAAAUAUCUGUUUUAUUUAUAGUUUACGAAACCUUAAAAUAAUACAGCCAUUUUCAGGAAUAAACUGUUACAAAUUAACUUAACCUUUUCGAGUUAAUUAUUCUUCAUUGGAUCACUAAUCCAUUAAUUAUAUCGCUAUUUCAGUUUCUAGCCUAGAAAAAACAUCUUCCGUUCUCAAAUCUCUUCGUUUAUUUUCAUUCAUGAUUCGUUUACAUAGCACGUCUUAGUGAAAUGUUGUCUUGAUCGGAACAUUCAUGAAAAUUAAUUGAAUUCCUAUUAUGCCGAAUAUAGACCGAGAUCGACCAUUAGACGUUAGAUCCAUCCAUUGACUCUAUGCGGAGUCUAGUGGUACUUUAUCUAUGUACUCAAACUAGGCGAAGUGAGAUGUGAAGGUAUGUAGGUAAGUAAUAGUUUAAGCUAACAAACCUACUUGUUUGCUUGGCUUAUCUUAGGUUUUAAAGCAAAUAUGUACACGGUACCUAAACGGAGUUUUGAAGCGAAAACUUACACAUUUCGGUGAAAGAACUAAGACAAUUUGUACAAAGGAAAAUAGUUGUAAGUAAUCGCCUUGUUUUGGAAACAUGUAGUUGCACAAGGCGUAAUACUACAAAGUGUGUCAUGUAGUCUACAACAUGCUUUACUGAAUACGUCUGCCUGAAAGUGGACAAUGAUGCUGUAGUGUACGUUAUUUUAGUAUUAUUGACAAUCUAACUGAUGUCAAACAAAGUAAUGAACUGAACAUAUAGGUACACAAAGAUUGAACUUCAAGAAAAUGCGGUGAAUUUGUUUGCUCAUUGCAUUAUCAAUACCUGCACAAAUGUUGCUACUUUAAUAUGCAGUUGUCCGAAAAAAGAUCGCUUUUAGUGAUUAGACCGACCAACACCAUGUAACUUUAUAUAUUUGUUAAAUCCUCUUUUCACGUUGCUUGCAAUAAAGAAUACUCUAUUACAUUGUAUCAAUGAAAUACUGUCACACAUGUUGGUGAUAACCCUUAACCGACAAACUACAUUUCAUAUUUAUGACCUAAAUGACAAUUCUGGGCUACAACAAUACGUAAUCAGACUACCGAAAUAUGUACAGUCACGUCCAAUUGAACAGUGUUUUAAAGCGUAACAUUGAACUCUAACAAUAAUGUUAAGAUAUCUGUUAAACGGUGUAUGGUGUACGGUUGUACGGUUUAGUCGAGCGUUGUCGGUUGUCGGGCUGCGCGCGCGCACAUCCAGUGCUACUCCAGUCGCGAUCGCGCUGUCUCGAUCUCCGUUAUCUGUUGAAGUGUAUCUGUUGUUAUCAAGCAUCUAUGUUGUGCGUGUAUUAUAAACGGACGGACGUUUGAGAUGCCGAGUUCUCGUGGAGUUUUAGUGGCCAGGACUGAAGAAUAUGAAGUGGCUAUGUACUGUGAUCCUUUGUAGUACCGUAGUCUUGGAUUCAUUAGUUGGCGAACAGAUUGAAAACGAGGUGACGACACAGCAUGAACACGCACAGAUGAGUUAUACAGAAGAUAACGACGAUUUAGAAGUUACGACUGAACGUAACAAAGGUUCACAUUUGAAGUCAUCAUAUUCUGGUUGGGGUCGGUGGAGCGAGUGCCAGGAGGGGCGCAGGACCAGGCGGCGACACUGCUUACGUCGGCGAAUAUGUGGCGACGCGCUCCGCAUCGAAAUCGCAAGUUGCAAAGAAUCACAACACAAGCGUCGAAUGAAAACGGCGCCACAAGCAAAAAAUGAAACACAUUUUGUCAUAGCCCAGACGCGGCAGCUGAACUCUGAGGAAGUGCAGAAGAGGUUCCGCGGGUUCUCGCCAUGGAGUUCGUGGAGCUCGUGCUCACGACGCUGUACUACAGCAAGACGAAGGCACUGUUUAAGGCGGGCGAUAUGCGGCCGUCAAGUCGUGAAGCAGUCAGCCUACUGCUACAUGGAAGGCAGUUACUGCCACCUCUGGAUUCGCAGCAGAAUGCAGAGGAGAAAGGACCCAGGGUACAAAGCAGCAGAACCGAUGUCAACACCAGCGCCUGCGAUUCAUUCUGAGGACAUGAAAGUGACGCCGCCCUCCCCGCCGUGCGGACGGCUCGGGCGUUACCGCGGGAGUGCGGCCGCGCGGCUGCGACAGCGCAUGCGCGACAUGGUCCGCAUCAUAGGAGGCAGGCCGGCUCCUCCGGGGAAAUGGCCCUGGCAGGUAGCGGUGCUGAACCGAUAUAAGGAAGCAUUCUGCGGUGGCACCCUAGUCUCACUCCGCUGGGUAGUGACUGCGGCGCACUGCGUGAGGAAGCGCCUGUACGUGCGCUUGGGCGAGCACGACCUGCUGCUCAGGAACUAUGGCGAGCUGGAGAUGAAGGUCACCGAGGCUGUCAUCCACCCGCGCUAUGACCCUGACACCGUCGUCAACGACGUCGCCAUGCUACGGCUGCCAGCCCCGGCGCGUCCUGAUUUAGGGCAUGGCGUGGCGUGUCUGCCGGCGGCGUACCAGCUGCUGCCGCCGCACUCGUCCUGCGUCAUACUGGGAUGGGGAAAGAAAAGACCCACUGAUGUUCACGGCACGAGAGUACUGCAUGAGGCACAGGUGUCAACAAUCCAGCAAGGCGUAUGUCGUCGCUCGUACUGGCAGUACGCGAUAACAGAUGAUAUGGUGUGCGCGGGGCGCGGGCGCAGAGACUCCUGCGCAGGUGAUUCCGGCGGUCCACUACUGUGCAAAGAUCGCUAUGCCCGAUACUUCUUGCAGGGCAUCACAAGCUUCGGUGACGGCUGUGGCAAGCGCGGCAAGUACGGGAUAUACACGCGCACCGCGGGCUAUGUGUCGUGGAUGCGUGACGUCAUGAACAACAAGUAUUUUGAUUAAAACCACAAAAGGUUUAACACAUCGGCCAGAUGAAACAUCUGCGGGUGCGGAGCUGUGGUCUGACCCACUUGUAAUACCGAAUAUUGGUUACAAAUAUCUGAGAUGUUUAUUGUUUCAGUAUCAAUUUUUUGUACGAAGUACAUCGUAUAGCGUUGUUGACAAAUUUAUGGAUAGAAAAUGGUAAAAAGCUUUUCAAGACUUACAAAUAUACAUAUAGGAAAUAAGCAAGAUAUCACUAAACUCUACAAUGCACUGGACAGGCUGUUUCUACAAAGCUCUUUGAUACUAUUUGAAAAUCGCAAUACUGGUGCUAAGAGCAGUCACAGAGCAGUCACAGAGCAGUAGAGUUUGACAACAAACAGCCUGUUGCAGUUUAAUUACUUCACUGGGCGUCCACCGAGGCGCUCAAUUGUUACUAAGGACUGUUUUUCUGAGAAAUAUUCAGCCCAGUGUAUUAAAAUGGAUAUCAGUGGAAGAUAUUUCAAAUAGGAAUUGACUCAAGUAGUCUAAGCAUUUUUUUCAUUGCGAACCGGUCAAUGACCUAAAAUAUAUAAAUAAUUGCAUUGUACACUCGACAAAUGUAAAUGUUUUAUUCACAGAAUAAUUGAAUGAUAUUUUUAGUAUAUUCUCUGAAUUGAAGAGUAAUUUUAUUUUAAGUAACUAAUUUAUGAAGAGCACGAUGAAAGAUAUUGAUUAAAUCCUCUAAUCUUAUGAUAUAGUAAUAGUCAUUUUGCAAUACGUGACCAACUUUGGAACUUGGAAAAAUCACAAUAUUUAUACUAAUAUGACUUCAGAAAACAGUAUUUGAUUUAUGACAUCUUUAACAUUACCUUAGGUAGAGUCUCAAGGUAAAAAUCAUUAUUAUAAUAAACAAAUCACUUGCUGUUUUAUUUUUUGAAAAGUAAAUAUGAGGUUAAUACAAUUCUUAUAUUUUCCGAGAAUUUUCACGGCACAAAAAUUUCAAUUUUGUUUUAAAUUAGUGAUAAAUAAAGUCUCUCUAAGAUUUGAUAA